GCUCCCCGAGGAGCAGAACGGGGCGCCCUCGCGCCCCAUGCGGGCUCUGCCGCCUCUCGCCCCCGCAGCGCACGAGGGAAGGAGCCGGGAGCCCGGCCGGCAGCAGCAGCCGUCCCCAUGAUGUGCGAGACGGGACUGAUGUCCCCAGAGCCCUCCAGCCCGAUGCAGUACUACGGAGAGUCCUCUGACACCUACUACCAUGUUGACCGCUGGCAGAAACUCCGGACGGCUGUCAGGAAGCUGGAGUUCUGGGAAAACUUCAAUGCUGAGCUGAUAGGCAGCGGCUUCUUUUCCAAGGUUUACAAGGUGACUCAGAGUGCGACCUGCAAAGUGAUGGUGGUGAAAAUCUACAAGAACGACGUGGACCAGGAGGUGAUAGUGCGCGAGAUUAGCUUGCUGCAGAAACUCUCCCACCCAAACAUUGUCAGGUACCUGGGGAUCUGCGUGAAGGAUGAGAAGCUGUACCCAAUUCUGGAGUACGUUAACGGUGGGUGCCUGGAAGAGCUCCUGGCCAGCAAGGAGAUCACCCUCAGCUGGAAGGAGAAGGUAGACUUGGCUUCAGACAUCACAAGGGGGAUGGUCUACUUGCACUCCAAGAACAUCUACCACCGGGAUCUCAACUCCAAGAACUGCCUCAUUCGCGUGACCCAGCGGGGCCGGGAAGCCUUGGUGACGGAUUUCGGCCUGGCCAGAGAGGUAGUGGAGCUGCCCUUGAAGAACCCAGAGAGGAAGCUGUCCCUGGUGGGCUCCGCCUUCUGGAUGGCCCCUGAAAUGCUGCGGGGGGAGCCGUAUGACAGGAAGGUGGAUGUGUUCUCAUUUGGCAUAGUCCUGUGUGAAAUACUGGGCAGAAUCCCCGCUGACCCAGAAGUGCUUCCCAGGACGCAGGAUUACGGCCUGGACGUUGCAGCUUUCCAAGGGAUGAUCAGUGAAUGUCCCAAGCGGGUUUUGGACCUAGCCGCAAGUUGCUGUCGGGUGGAAGCAUUCAAGAGGCCCUCUUUCUCCGAGCUGCUGGAUGAACUGGAAGACGUAGCAGAGAGUUUGGAGGCUCUAAAGGACAAUCAGCUGUCCGGAUGAUUGCCCAGGCUCUUCUGAACCCUGAUGGCGUCAGCCUCAAACUGUAAAUUAGUCGUACAUCAGAAAAGGCGAGAGGAGAAAGAGAGCGAGUGUGAAAGAGCAAAGUAAUGCCCUGGUAUUUAUUUAAUCGUGUUCUCAUUCUCACAUGGAAAGUGUGGCUUGAAAAAUACAAAGGGGGAAUCCUUCCAAGGGAUUUUUUCUAGCUGAGGUUUUUAACAGAAAUAAUUCUGACACUGAGCAGUCUUUGCUUGGUUGGUUUUUUGUUUUUUUUUUUUUAAAAGAAGAAGAUACUAAUUUCUGAUGUAAAUACAGACGGUGAGAGAUUCUAGAGGGGACACUGGAUAAUUGACUCUCAGCUGGGGAUGCUCUCUGAAGCCCAGGAUAGAAGUGUGUCUUUCCCCUUCCUCUUCCCCAUAGUCCUACCUGUGUCUCAGCCCUCCAGUCUUCAUUGGAGCCAUCGCUGGAGGCUGUGGAUUUGGUAUUGUGUAAAGGAAAGGGGUGACAUGGCAGAUUGUGAGCCAGUAAAGUCGCCUUACAGUACAUAGCCUUAAAACCGUCCUCCAGCAGCCUUAGGAGGAGAAUGCGUUCUGUAAUGGCUCUGGUCAUAUGACCUUCCUAGAAACUGACCAGUGUCCAAGCACCCUUGUUGUGCUCAGAGCAUUUGGGGGUUUCGUGUAGACAGAGGGUGAUGGUUUGGGAAUCCUGAUUGGCUGCUGAGGAACAUUCCACUGAGACGGGUAUUUGCUUUAACAAAUAUAAACUAAUGAACCGAUGUAUACCUUUGGAAAAGCUGCAUCAGGGAUGCCUGCUGUGUCACAGGCGUGUCCGUGCCAGCAGAGGGGCUUGCUGUGUCACAGGCGUGUCCAUGCCAACAGAGGGGCUUGCUGUGUUACAGGCAUGCUCGUACCAUCGGGGGCCUGCCGUGUUACAGGCGUGUCCAUACCAUCAGAGGAUCUUUGUCUGGUACAGGAGUGCCCUAGCUUUCUUACAGCAGGUGCUAGACUGUCGGGGUUUAUUCCCAUGGCUCUCAUACUCCCAAGACUCCUGUGACAGGGUCGCCCACUGAACAAAUACAUCCCAACAAGCUCUGAGGCAGGUCUGUCGGGGGGCUGCUAGUCGCUGGUGAGGGGACCAUGAGGUGGCCGAGUCACAGGCAGCAGCCCCAGAUUUGCAAGCAGGCGGGAUAACGCCGACCACCUCCGCCCAGGGGAGAUCCCUGUGAGUUCCUGGCUGUGUUCACAUCUUGAUGCCUCUUGUCGUGGCGUUGUGAUGCGCACACGGGGCACUGGGACGUGCGCUCCGUGAUGCAGGCAGUCGGGACAGGUUUUCAGCUGGGUGUAUUGGGGUUCACAGCGCUGGCCUUCACUGAUUUGGGAUCCGCCUCAGGUCCCCUUCUGCUGCAUCACUGUUCUGGGUCCAUCCCCAGCUGCCCUCUCUGGGGGCAGAUGCAAACACACAGCGCUCCCCGACAGGCAGGUUCAGACCCUGGUACCGUAAUACUCACCUUAUGAUUCUGCAUUACCCUAUUAAAGACAAACCACUCCCUGAAAGGAAAGCCUAUCUUAUCAGUGCACCUAAGCAAGUGUCCUGAACCUUGCGAAUGGGAUCCCGUCAUCCGAUCCAUGCAGGCCUAGCCCUUUGGAGUCUCUUUCACCUCUGCGAAGCACCCUCCCAUAGCGGUUUCUGAGCUAACGUUUCCAGGCAGAUGUGUUGUAUGGGGGCCUGGCCGUGCCAGCGCGAUGCUGGAGACAGAGGCGGGCUUUGCAGAGCUGCAGGACAAGAGCCGUCUUUGUUAGACCCCCUUGAUUUGUUAGUCAGGGAUGGGAGGCUUUGGUCAGAGAAGUCAGGCCACAGCAGUACAGCUUGUUCCCACCCGAAGCAACGGAGGAAUUUGCACAGGCCCAAGUCCUGAGGCAUUGUGGGGAUGCACGAGCCUCUGAUUUAUGGGCUCAGGAGGAGAAAUGAAGAAUGUGCCAAUCAUCUACCCCCUGUGCAAAGCCAUCUCCUCGUGUGUGGGUGUUUGUGUGCGAUGACACUGAGCCACCUCACAGGGUGUUGUGUACGUGAAUCAAAGGGCUAGCGUGCUUUGCCGAUGCUAAGGUCUAAGUGUUAUGUUUUCUUCUGGGAUGGGAUCCAGCAGGAGGAGGUUAAAUGCAGUUAGGGAAAUAGUUGGAGGAGUUGGGGUGGGCUGAGAUGGGAGGGAUUCCAAAUUAGGGGCAGGAGGGGGAAGGGUUAAUUAGCAGAAACCCUUUUCUAGAGUAAACUUAAAAAAAUGGCAAGUGAUAAAUCCAGCAUCUGACUGGGUCUGGGCUUCUCCUAACACAUGGUAAGGUCUUGUAUGCCAGUGAUUUCUCAGCAGCAGGGCCAGCUCCACCGCUGGUGUAAAGUGGUGUACUUCCAUUGAAUUGCAUGGAGUUACGCCACUUUACUCUGGCUGAAGCGCCUGUCCCUACAGUGUGAGCUCUUUGGGGCAGGGCCUUUCUGUGCGGUACGGCUGAACGCAAGGGGGUGUCAGUCCCGCAUGGAGCCCUCAGGUUCUGCCCUCGUACAAAUGAAGAAGCACAAAUGGGGAAAUUCACACAGUGAGGUGAUGCGCUGUAACCUGACGCCCGGCCAUGUCUUACUGUCUGUUUCACACUGACGAUGUCCUGAUGAGUGUUUUCAGCUGCUCCUUGGCUCUGGCAGCGCCCUGCAGGCUGUAACAAGGCAGCACCUCGAAUGCAGAGACUUCAAAUGCUGGCAGAUUCUGUGUCCUGUGAAAUACAAACAGCUGUGUGGGGAAAGGGCACUGACAUCUGUGCAGGUGAACGUCUGCGGGAACAAGGGGCAGCGUUGUAAUGGUUUUGCAUUCUCGCAAGGAACUGCAAAGAUUUGGAAGUCUGCAAGAAACAUACUCAAUGCAGCAAAGAUGCACCAUACAGCGAGAGAUUUACUAGCUCAUACAUGUUUCUGGAUGAUUAUUUGUUGCUCCAUUUUCCUCUGUAUCGCAGCUGACGAGUUUAUACACAAGGGACUUCUUGCUUAAGAGUUACAAUAUGUUCAGCAAAUAUGGAUUUCUGUGCAGCAGGCUCCGAGGAGCAGAGUCUUAAGGAGCAGCGGGGUGAGAUUCCCUAAUUCUUCUGCCUGGGAGGGAGACCGUGGCUCUUUAACUCACUUCCCAAUUUGGAGUCUCUGUACCAGCUGAGUGGAAGU
Messenger RNA from Gopherus flavomarginatus (Mexican gopher tortoise), 4266 nucleotides. RefSeq names its product dual specificity testis-specific protein kinase 1-like. The transcript is spliced from 9 exons. Gene Ontology annotation, biological process: actin cytoskeleton organization; protein phosphorylation. Gene Ontology annotation, cellular component: cytoplasm; nucleus. Bases 118 to 1074 code for a protein of 318 amino acids. Gene Ontology annotation, molecular function: protein serine/threonine kinase activity; ATP binding. The record is from RefSeq and is a predicted model, not a curated record. Lineage: Eukaryota; Metazoa; Chordata; Testudines; Testudinidae.